CAGAGUCUUAAUUGUACUGCUUUCAAAGCUACCAGCGAUAGCGAUACGACAAGAGUUUUCUCGGGGACCCUUAACCGGAAGUCUAAAAAGUCACUAUUGGACGGAGCCUGACCUUUCCCCGGGUAGCUACAGUGCGAGCUAGCGGUACGGGAGUAUUAGCUAGGGGACACGACGUCUCCCGCCAAAGGGUUCUAUUGAGGAGGUCUGGACCGGAAGCCAGGAGAUGCGAUCCUAGGCGGGAAUCGUUUUAAGAUAAACAGUAGAAAAUUAACCAGGGAAAACUACCGCCGGCGGCCCUCAAGAGACUCACUCCACGCUAAAGCACAAGAAGAACAAUACAAGUACUAACGCCGUCUUGACUUUCAAAGAGAAGCAGCUCAGCCACGCCCGGAAGUCAGCUUUGAGCAGAGAGCUAGAGGGACGCAGGGUAUACCCAUGAAACGUGUGCUUUUUGUACGGUUCUCUUCCCGCUGAUUCUUCGCCUGCUUGAGGUCCUCUGCCCCGCACACGCACGCAUUCUGCCAGAGACGCUCCCUGCGUACACCGAAGCUAGCUGCGCUCGUCACCAUGGAGACAAGCCCCGAUCUGCUGUCUUUGCCUGACGACGCGCUGCUGGCCGUGCUGGCCUUCCUGCCCGCCAGGACGCUCUUCGCCUGCCGCGUGGCGUGCCGCCGCCUCAGGGACCUCUGCCUGCACCGCCACCUGUGGCGCUCCGUCUGCGUGGAGAGCCUGGGAGUGCUGCGCGCCGCGACGGCAGCCCUCAUCCCAUGCAUCGGCAGACUCAAGGUGCCCCUGCGACCCGCGGCCUUCCUCCUGGCGGACAUUGCGUGCGUCGUCCGUGCGCUUGAGCUGACUGUGCGGAUCGGGGGAGAUGCAAUCCUGGCCCACAGUUUGAUCCGAAGGCUCUCCGCGGUCGGCGGCGUCACGGAGCUCGUCCUGCUCAUCAAGUGCAGGCGCCCCAACGCGCUGCAGCCGCUGCUGAGUGCGGCCUUUGAAAUGCGUGGUCUGCUCACCCUCGACGUGACCAACAACUCGCGCAGGCCGCUGCCCAGCGACUGGUGCGAGGCCGACGGGGUGCCCUCGCUGACCAGGCUUCGCUACGACUCGCCCUCGGCCGACCCUUUCCUGGAACUGCUGCUGCGGACACACGCCGCUACACUGCAACACGUGGAGCUACACCGACUGGAGGACGUCCCCGCGUCGCUCCUCGCUCAGGCUCUCCAGCUUCGCUCCUUGAAGUGUUUGCCGUGUGAAGGCUUGUGGAGGCUGGUGGCCUUGCCCGGCCUUGCCCACAUCGACCUACCGUGAAGGAGGCAGUGACGACCAGGAGGGCGCUGCGUCCCCCCC
This is a messenger RNA of Thrips palmi, 1347 nucleotides long. RefSeq lists its product as uncharacterized. Gene Ontology annotation, molecular function: protein binding. Bases 568 to 1308 code for a protein of 246 amino acids. The record is from RefSeq and is a predicted model, not a curated record. Lineage: Eukaryota; Metazoa; Arthropoda; Insecta; Thysanoptera; Thripidae. The transcript has 4 exons.